This is a messenger RNA of Astyanax mexicanus (Mexican tetra), 1333 nucleotides long. Its product is annotated as methylosome subunit pICln. The transcript has 7 exons. The record is from RefSeq and is a predicted model, not a curated record. The coding region runs from base 226 to 1011 and encodes 261 amino acids. NCBI's taxonomy places the organism in Eukaryota, Metazoa, Chordata, Actinopteri, Characiformes, Acestrorhamphidae. Gene Ontology annotation, cellular component: pICln-Sm protein complex; plasma membrane; cytosol. Gene Ontology annotation, biological process: spliceosomal snRNP assembly; chloride transport; mRNA cis splicing, via spliceosome.
ACUCAUGUAGGCGGGAGAGCGGGCGGACGCGCUCAGGCUGUGGAGCAGCAGAUCCUCAGCAGCGGCAUCUGAUCCAGCACAUCCGGCCAUGCAGCAGCUUUAACCCGGCUACAGCCACGCUGAGGAGCCCGGGUCUGUCCAGCACUUAGCCUGGUUUAACUGCGCAGAUCCCCACAGCACUUCAUCCCGGGUUACAGGAGUUUAAAGCGCUCAGAGAGCGGGAGAAUGGUGGUGCUCCAGACCGUGUCUCCUCCGAGUGAAGGAGUGAAACACGAGCAGGCUGAGAUCACCGCGGUUCUGGACGGGAAAGGGCUCGGGUCCGGAACUCUGUGCGUUGCGGAGUCUCGUGUGUCGUGGUUCGAUGGCUCUGGGUUGGGCUUUUCUCUGGAUUAUCCGUCCAUCAGCCUCCACGCCAUCUCCCGAGACCUGAGUGCCUACCCUGAAGAACAUCUGUACGUGAUGGUGAACUCCAAGCAAACAAAUGAUUCCAAGAUUGAGGAGCAAAAGGCCAAGGGUAAAGGGGAUGGCAGCGGCGGUGAUGACGAGGAAGAUAACGACGACGAUGAUGAAGAAGAAGAAGAUGAUGAGGAUGACGACAGCGAUGCAGAGGAUUCAAUAAGUCUCGUCACGGAAAUCCGUUUUGUUCCUAGUGAUAAAGGCUCUUUGGAGACCAUGUUUUCAGCAAUGUCUGAAUGUCAAGCCCUGCACCCCGAUCCCGAUGACUCUGACUCUGAUUUCGAUGGGGACGAGUAUGAUGUCGAGGAGGCAGAACAAGGCCAGAUCGAUUUGCCCACGUAUUACUCUUUUGAGGAGGGCAUGUCUCAGCUGACUGUGGAGGGCCAGGCCACGCUGGAGAGGCUGGAGGGCAUGCUGGCUCAGUCCUCAGCCCCACAGCGCUGCAUGGCUGGAGUCAGAACCGAGGACACGGCAGUUGGAGUUAAUGAUGAGUCGAAGGCAAAUUCAGCUCUUGGAGUCUCGGGGCAGUUUGAUGAUGCUGAUGUUGACCACUGACGGAACAGAGCGCCUCUUGUUUUCUCUUGCCAGAAGCACUUGAAAAGGAGCUGGAACGGGGCAGUGGAGGAAAAGGCUGAAUUGUAACAGAAGCCAAAGCACUGGGCGCUAUGAAUGUUACUAGACUAAACUUUUGCACACUUGACGGCUAACCCCUUCCUCCACGCCCCCCCCAUCCCUCUGAAGACAGAAGCGACGAAGCAGAUCGUUAUGUUUUGUGUUCUGUGUAACUUUUGUAUUGACCUCGUUUUUCUACUGACCAGGAGCAGUUUGUACUAAAUUUUUUUUGAUAAUGUAAUAAAUAAAUAAACAUUUAUACACA